CAGACAAACCAGUCUAAGAUAAACAAACAGCGGUAACGCGUGGCAGACUCCGUGGAUGCUGUGUGUACCGUUCGUGGUGUCCCUCUCCGGCCAGGAUCAACCAAUUUCUCAUGUGGUGUAAGUGGUGGGUAGCAUCUUAAGCUGUGAUGUGAUAAGAAAGAUGAUGUGUGUUGUAAGGCUUCCUGGGUUUCGCGGGUUCAAGAUGCAUGAGUGAAGUUUGGAGGAGUUCGCUGAUGUACGACUCGUAUUCGCCAGCUUGGAGCUAGAAAAAGAUGAAAAUAUGGUGAAACGUGUUCAGAAUCGGCGACACUAGAAGAACAACUGAGCGGUUGUCCUUGAGGGGAAAGAAUCGCUAAUUAAAUUUCGUUUGGAACUAUUUCGAAACUGUGAAGUGGAUGCCGAGGUAUUAAACCAAGCAAUGGAGGCCUUCAUAAUGUGAAAUUUAUUGCAGAACAAAAGAGCUACCAGCGGUGAGAAAUGAUAAUUGAAUGCAACAUAAUGAACUUGAACUCCGUAUUGCCCGGAGACCAGAAACCGGAAUCAUUGGCACUCGGGCAGGAUGCCGCCGAUGAGAGGGUCCUCGGCACUGUAUAAAUAAAUUGUAGGACUUCAUUUAUUGGAGCCAACGUAACAGUCAUCACUUCGGAUGGUGCAGUGCCGCGAUGGUACAAAAGUGGAAUAGCUACAGCGUGAAGCUGAACGAGAAAAUUCCCACAGAAGAACUUUUCCUUGUGAAAAGGUGGAAAAUUUAGUCCCAACGGUGAAUAGUGUUCGGAUAACAAAGUGUUUCAAUGGCUGUGUGUGUGUGAAAUUGGCGUGCGACAGUUGCAAAUUGAAUUAAUGCAGCAAAUGGAAAUUUACUGUUGGAAAUACUAUCUAUUGUCUAUUGUGGGGAGUCUAUUGGCUGCCAUUUGAAAUUUAUACAGCGGUGUGCAGUGAUUGAUUUAGUGGUUCGGGUGCAAAUAUCGAAUUGUGGCUAGAAGGAUAACGCCAACUGGGAAGUGUGUGAAAAACAAUCUCUAACGAUUAUUGGACUACAUCGGUUUGAGGCAUCGUUGCUCGCGCAAUCAAAUUAUCUGCAGAUCAACAUCAUAAAAAUUAUCAAGACACGACGGAGACGACGACUAACGUGUAGAUGGUGAAGGCUCUCUAUUGGGAGCUACCAGUAGACUUUUUGGAGCCCGCAUCACUGUACCACGUGUGUGGCGCAAAAGCCUUGGCCCUAAUUCCAAACACCCGCCACAAGUAACAUCAACAGUGCGGGGGACAGUCGUGGCAGAAUGUGAAAACGUGAAAAUUGAAACGCAACGAAGAGAUAGGAGAAAUAAAACAAAAGUUUUAAUGGUUGUGCACAAAAAACUGGGAAAAUUACAGUUUAGUGCAGAUUAGAUUGAGCAGUGAGUCGGUUUGGAAGUGAAACUGGGGAAAACUUUCGAAGGGAAAGUUUGAUUUGAUUUUCCAUUGGGUGCGGUUCGGCGGUUGGGGUUCGCGCGAGUGAAAAGUUAAUCCAAUUGUGACAUUGGUGGUAAAGUGCUCAGAUCCGAUUGUUGUGGGAUUAAGAGGAAUACGGAAAAAAAUAUUUGUGAGUGUUGCAACGGUGUUUGGUAGUGAGAUGUGUAUUUCCUAAUCAAACGAGCGAUUGAUGAAAUGAUUCGAUAUGUGGACCUACAUGAUGGCAGCGGCCCGAGGUGACCGGGCAAUGUCAUCCAUCGGACAGCGUCAUCAGAGUAAUCGGAAUGAUUUCGACUCACCCAGCAUUUAUCACUUCAACCGGGUUCAGCGUCCGCUGUACAACACCACGCACCGUGCGCCGGGCCUCUGUAAUGGGCCAUCCACGAUUAGUACGACUCCGUUCGGGAGCAACACAAUCUAUCAAAAUUUCAACCCAUCAACGGUGGGAAGCUUCAGCAGCGUGGCAACAACACCAAGCUUAUCGACGACGACGACUCCAGCCGCCCCAGGUCCGGCAACACCGGGGUCGGCAGUUGGGUCAACAACCGCUAGCCACAGUAACAACCAGCUUCCGUUCACUACGAGGAACCGCAUCGAGGUAGUCUCCGAUGAUCGCCGCGACUCGAUGGCAAACAGUGGCAGCAACAGCAAGAACAACCACCUAAAUCAAGCUGUGAUAGAGGGCGAGAGUAGCGAUUUUCUGGAAUCCGCCGGAGGUCGAGGAUCGUUGCGCCGGUGGCUUAACGCCUUCCGACAUAGACUCAGCAAGCGGAGUCGCACGAAGCCCCCCGAUCAGUUUCUGGAUAAAUUUUCCUCGACCACCGCCUUGGAUACACGAUUGCACCAGACAGUCCCGGCUCAUCCCUCGGAUGGGCUUUGUAGCCGGCUCUCUGUCGAUCCGUCCCUGCCCUCACAUUAUCGGUGGCUCUCGGUGGUAUCGCUAGCUGUACUCUACAAUAUAGUGUUUGUGAUAGGACGUGCCGUGUUCUGGGAGAUCAACCGCCAGGCGCCGGCACUCUGGUGGACCCUAGACUAUCUAUGUGAUUUUAUAUACUUAGCGGACACGUUAGUGCAUUGUCAUGAGGGUUACCUGGAGCAGGGUUUGCUGGUACGUGACGCAACCAAACUGCGGAGAUACUACUUCUCCAAGGAGCGAUGGUGGCUGGAUGUGGUCUCGAUGUUGCCCACCGAUCUGGCCUACAUCUGGUGGGCGCCUAGUUCCUGCGCGGCAACCAGGCUGCCCUGCCCAAUUAUAGUUAGAAUUAAUAGGUUAUUGCGUCUUCCAAGAAUGUGGGAAUGGUUCGACCGGACCGAAACGGCCACCGGUUAUCCCAACGCGUUUAGAAUAUGUAAAGUCGUUUUAGCUAUUUUAGUAUUAAUUCACUGGAAUGCGUGUCUCUACUUCGCAAUCAGCUACGCCCUCGGUUUCAGUUCGGACAACUGGGUAUAUAAUAUAAACGGGGCGAAAAAUUUGACCCUAUCGAGGCAGUAUAUCUACAGCUUCUACUGGUCGACGCUUACUCUAACCACCAUUGGGGAAACGCCGACGCCCGAGAACGACGCCGAGUACCUGUUCGUCGUUGCCGACUUCUUGGCCGGGGUGUUAAUAUUCGCCACAAUUGUGGGUAAUAUUGGCUCGAUGAUCUCGAAUAUGAACGUUACCCGGGUCGAGUUUCAGAACCGGAUGGACGGUGUCAAGCAAUAUAUGGCCUUCCGGAAAGUGGGCGGCGAGCUGGAGGCGAGGGUUAUCCGAUGGUUCGCUUAUACCUGGGCACAGAGUGGCGCCCUCGACGAGGAACGUGUCCUCGCUGCCCUCCCGGACAAGCUGAAGGCCGAAAUUGCCAUCCGGGUGCAUAUGGACACGCUGAGGCAGGUACGAAUAUUCCAGGACUGCGAGCCGGGGCUGCUGGAAGCAUUGGUGCUAAAGCUGAAACUGCAGGUUUUCAGCCCGGGAGAUUACAUCUGUCGGAAGGGUGAUGUGGGGAAGGAGAUGUACAUCGUGAAACGGGGCCGACUUUCGGUUGUGGCCGAUGAUGGGGUGACGGUGCUGGCCACUCUCGGUGCGGGGUCAGUAUUCGGUGAAGUUUCGGUGCUGGAGAUUGCCGGUAAUCGAACCGGCAAUCGACGAACUGCUAAUGUCAGAUCAAUCGGUUAUUCGGAUCUGUUUUGCUUGGCGAAACGUGACUUAUGGGAAACACUCGCGGACUACCCAGAAGCACGGGCAUCUCUAACGGAACGAGGGUGUCAAUUAUUACGCAAGGAUGGUCUGCUGGACGAAGCAGUGUUUGCAAGCGCCCAGCAGCACCAGGAUACGCUGGAGAGCGGUGUAGCAAAGCUGGAACAGACGGUGGAGAACCUGAACCUGCGGCUGGCUCGCCUUUUAGCCGAAUAUUCCGCCAGUCAGGCCAAAUUAAAACAACGCAUCUCAAAACUGGAGGAAAGAGCCGUGACAUCGCCGAAGCGGCGCUCGAACCAUCACCAAUCCAACAGUGGAAGCGGGAGCGGCGAUAGCGGAGGAGGUGCCUCCCGGCAAGCACCCACGUCGGCGUCAACGACAGCAACAGCAUCAGCAUCAGCAGGAGUGGGCGGAAGUCGCGUUCAGCAAAGGUCGGCCCAGAAUCGACGCAAAUCACACUCGUCAUCGGCAGCGGCAGCAGCAGCCCUGUCCAACGGCGAUAGUGGCAAGCAAAAUACGUUAUGAAUAUGCAUCCGCCAUUCUUCCACUCUUCAUUCCUGGCAAAUCGGCGUUUCAACAGCAGUCACGGUCAUCACCAACACCGCCAGAAAAAGUGGCCAGGAUGCGGCACUCGAGCAGCAGCAACAGUCUGAGAACGUGACUAUGACGACUUUGAUGACUCGGAAGAAUACGGUAGUGACGAUGAUUGUCCUAGAACAGAUGCCAUCGUGGAGGACAUUGGAGUCGUUCGCAUCGUUCGCGUUUUUGCAGCGGGGGAGUAGCGUUGUCAACGUGGCAGGAAGCGUUCAGCCCGGUUCUCCCGGUUGUCCUGAUGGUGUGUAUGAAAAUGGUCCAUCAUUACUCGAAUAUUUAUAUCUAAUCUUAAGGAAAUGUGUGCUUUGAAUAUUAAAUUUUUAUAGCACAUCCGGAGCGGAAUAUACACUCGGCAUUCGGCGGAGGAAUGUGUUGGAGUGGGUUUGGGUGGUCGAUAUUGGAGGGAAAAAUAUGAAAAAAUAAAGCUUCGAUAGUGCCAUUGAAUCGGUGCUUUUGGUGGGUGUAAAUGUACCCCGGGGAAUAUGGCGGUCUGCGAUGUAAUCACAGAAUGUGGUUUCGCGAUAAACGGAUUAUGUUGGACACAGUUAUUUGUAAGUAAAUAGUGUUUGGUUGAUCGGUAUUAUAUCACCGUUGCACAAAUGUGCCGUAAAUUAGCAAACCACAAUGCGAAAAAUGAAUCGAAUAUUAGUUCAACCACAAAUGCGAAUCAAGUUGAAAGUAUCAUUAAUUACAUUAAUGAAGCUGGGCGCAUUCUAGAAUAGUAAUACGCAAGUAAUACUUUCGUUCCUCUUCUUUUGCCCAUCGAUAAAUCAACAAAAUCAUGUUCCGGCUAAACACAGAGCAUAGAUAUGGUUCGCGUAGUAAAGCUUAUCGGUGUUUCUCACAUCCCUGAUGAUUCAUCAAUCAUUGAAGGCUUAGCAAACUUCAAUAAGAUGGAUCUCAGUAGCAAGUCCUGGCUUUGUACUGCCGCAUUAGCACUGGCCAGACUGACACGUUUGGUAUGUCUUACUGCUUCUGCCAACGCGAACACGCGUUGUCACAAUUGUGGGGAACUUUGUCCGAUUUCACAAAUUGGGUUAAUGGUAUUUCAUUUCGUUCACGUUUAAUGCUCUUGAUGAGCCAGCAUGGGCUGAUGACGGCAGAUGUAUCGAUAAUCCAAUUUCAAACAAGCGAUAUUUGAUUUAUGUAUGGUCAGCGAUGCUACCGGAGCGAAACGCGAUCAAUGGACGUGAAUCCGGGCGCAUACCAAGCCCUCUUUUUCGUGGAACGAGUUGCUUCAUUUCAUAAGAAACUUCCAUUUAGUGCCAUGAGAGUCUUCAAAUUGAGCAAAAUUAAUUCUUGAAUGUCGGUUACUUUACGUUAAAUACAUAGAUUCCUCACUUCAAUAUUCAAAUACACGAUUUGUCAAGAUUUUAUAAAUUUCUUUUGAAUAAUCUUGAUUUAGUUUUAUCAACAUUUUGCUUGACCAUGUGACACGAGCCAGUUUUGCAUGCCAUCAUGCACACAGAAGUGCAGAAGGAUCUUGGCGACGAAGCAGAAUAAUUUUGCGCCUAUUAUUCGUUAAAGAUUGUUAGAGAUUAUUCAAUUUGUACAAAUGAUGUUUGCAUACAUUAGCAGUCACAAUCUCGUUCGAAUUUAGUAAGUUACGGUACAGGAUGUGCUCCUUGCUUAUCCCACCGAACUCGGAACAUUACCUUCAAUUUAUUUAUUGAUCUUAUUUUUGGUAAUUCCAUUGGUUUGCAACAGUCAGUGAUAUAUGCGAUGAAUGUUUUGUGGGUUUUUUUUUUUGCUCGUAACAUAUUUUUUUAAAUUUUUUUAUCCCAUUUAUUUAUUUUUUAGGCUCAUUAGCAUUUUAGCUGUAACAGAGCCGAAUUUUAAUCGUGUACAUGUCACAUGGUUAUCAUAUCUAUAAUUAGCACAUUACACGGUUGCCAUUUGCCAAUAUUCCUUCUAUUCCAUUGCAUAUGAUACAUUUACACAGUAGCCAUUUAGGCGUAAGAGUAUUCUUUCUGUUCUUCCAUUAUCCAGUUAGACCACUGGACAGCGGAGACAGUUGAUUGAUCAUUGUUGGGUUAUUUAUAGAACAGCAGCCCGAUGUGUCUUGCAGAGCAGAGCAGUGGAACGUUUACCCGAAUGAAGAAGGAAAUAUUCCGACAAAUCAGAUUAUGAGUUUUGUCGAAUCUCCUGUUGAUAAAUAAGAUUAAAUCAAAACAACAUGAAAGAGCAACAAAAAUGCGAAGUAAAAUGGGAAAUUGUAAUGAGGAAAUUCAAAAAUAAUGUUGAUGACUUCACAACAGGCACAACUGACAUGUCGUCCUCUUUCCUUCCCGUAUUGCUUUUUAAGACCAACAUAUCAUUUAAAAUAAGCACGGGUUAUGGAAUAUUUCGAAAAUUAAGCAGGUAAUUUUAACAUAAAAAUGUAAAGCAUAAAUGCCAUGGAAAUGUGAAAAGAGUUCAUUAAAAAAAUUGUACUUUUUAUCAUGAAUUUAUUAUUUCGUGAUGAAAUUUGUUGUGAGGAGAAAGUAAUGGAAGUCCCCAUUUAACGAGGAUAAAGAACCGAGGCUGCCCCAAGCCGCCGAGGUGACGCAAUCCGAGUCGGCCACCGACCCGCCGUCGGAAGCAAACCUAUGUUCCACCGAUUGCCCGGUUAGUUUGAAACAUAGGAGCUUGAUUAUUUUUCGGGUUAUGCAGACAUUCUUGUUUCAUUUGUAGGGCAGCCCCUCUUUAGGGAGGGGGAGAAGUGUCUAAGCACCGUAGAAACAUUUAUUGCACCCUAAAACCUUCACAUGCCAAAUUUGGUUUCAAUUGCUUGAUGUUAUCACAUCCACGUUUUCUUACUAAGCGCUGCUCAUGGGUCCAAUCGCAGAAUUAUUCAUUGAUCUUCUAGUCUACCCUUUAAAAUUACCUUUUACUAUAAAAUUCCUAGUACUUCUACCAAAACUCGACAUUACAAUAUCAGAUUAUUUUCAGACACAAUUCUCUUUCAAGAUUUUUCAACCACUUGCAAAUAACCGUUGCGUUUCAUGCCAAAUUAGGUUUUAUUUGCUUGAUUAAUUCUCGAGUAAUGCAGAAAUUUGUGUUCCAUUUGUAUUGCAGAACACCUCCCCCCCCCCCCUCACAGAUUCAUUUAUUGCCCCCUAAAACCUCCACAUGCCAGAUUGAAUUUUAUUUGUCCGAUAAAUUCUCGAGUAAUGCAGAAAUUUGUGUUUCAUUUCUAUGGCAGACCCCUCUUAGAGAGGGGGGUGGAGUGCCUCACUACCGUAAAAACAUUUAUUGCACCUUAAAACCUCCACACGGCAAAUUUCGUUUCAUUUACUUGAUGAAUUCUCGAGAAAUUCAGAAAUUUGUGUUUCAUUUGUAUGGCAGACCAACAAAUAUAUAUCCAUUCCACAAUCACCUCGCCUGCGAAAACUCAACAAAUUCCUCCGCCAAUGAUAAAAAAAUUUGAAAAUCAGUCGGACAACGCCACAUUGUAAUUUUACCGAGAAAAAAGAACAAACCUAAAGAAAAAGUGUACUAAUGUGCCUCGAAAGUUUUUUGUUUUCAUUCUUUGUACUUACUGAUUGUGAUAAGAUGACAUAAACCUAACGUUAGACUAAGUACGACGAAAGGUCGUCUCAUACUUUCAGUCUAUAACUAUGAGGUAUAAACUAACGGGUAUAGAACAAGCGAUGAACGGAUUUGAGAGAAACGUUCAUAAAUGAUCGUUGUGUGCAACUAAUGAUAGCAUGUAGUUAUGGACGAUCAAAAGUAAAAUGUUUUUAUUAAUGCAAGAAUAAUUAGAGAUACUAUAAAAUGUUACUUUACGGUAAGCAGAUGUGGAGACCGAUCUAUCUUUACAAAGUAUAGAUAUAUUUUGGUAUACGAUAAGUAGAAAAAUAAUACAUUUUCCUUCCCACUGUAAGAAAAACAACAACAAUAUAAAGCAUUUCUCUAAACUGAAGUCAUCCAUUGGGCAAAGAAUUGUUAAAUUGACAACCAAAUUGGUUUGUAGCCAACGACAAUUUCUCCAGCUCCAGUGGUUGAACAUACUAUUUGGUUGGUAUCACUGUUCACUGAAUCUCUCAAAUGUAUAACUGGAAAUAAAAUAACCUCUCCCAAAAUACAUUCCACGUUUUUGUGUUUCUACCAGAUGAUUUAAAAUUGAUUGAUAAAUUGAAUCAAAUACAUAUCUUUUGAUAACAAUUGUUAGUGUUAAUCGGACAAAAUAAUACAAAAAGGCGAUCAAUUCCAAAUUACCAUUCACGUCAUACAAUUAGUCACCGAUGUUUAGUUCCAAGUUUUGAUGUAUCCCCAAAAGGCACAAUUAACACUAUAAGCAGUAGUGUAUAUGUAGCAAUCUAUUAGCUAAUAACAAAUAUUUUACUAUGUAAUAUUACAUUGCCAACAGAUAAAAAAGAACCCUGACAUGCUACCGUGUUUGUUACUAGUUACUAGGGAACCCAAAUCGACCUUUUUCUUCCCUCGCUCUCACUUUUCAAUAUACUUCAACCCGAAUAACCAAUGAAACCAAAAAAAGCAAACAUGCAGAAGCGGAAAAGGCUGCAAGCAGAUUCCACUGUUCGCAUCAUAAUAUUAGCUCGUAUCGAAUAAGUGUCUUUGGCGAGAGAUUUAACUGAAGCAACUAGUAGAAGAAGGGCAACAAUAACACUACAUCAUGUGAGGAACUAAAACUUGAAUCUAUUAAACAAAGCUCCUAAACGAAGAAAAAAAAACAGACAAAUGGAAAUGUUCUGAGAUAGUAAAACAGCACACACACACACUAAGCAUUGAAGAAACAAAACGAAUGAUAUUUGUAAAACGAAUGUUGAACUACAAAACGGUGUAGCUAUAAACAAAAGUCAUAUUUAUAUAUUUUAAAAUAAAUAACAAAAAACAAACCCGGUGCAAGUAACAAUGUAACAGAAGUAAACAUACAAGUUUGUAGGAAAAAAAAGUUAGAAAGUUAUAGGAAAUAUUUACGAUGAUUGUGACAAGAAAAUUGGAGAACUUAUCUCGCGAAAAUGAUCAAUUAUAAAACAGCGGUAUUAAAAUUGAACCCAACGGAAGUAAAACCAUACAUGAAGCGCAGAUAAAAGUGAUAAAGCGAAAGAGAAGGAUAAUAAAAAC
Toxorhynchites rutilus septentrionalis is the source of this 9292-nucleotide messenger RNA. It is a transcript of the gene CngA, whose product is annotated as cyclic nucleotide-gated cation channel subunit A. The record is from RefSeq and is a predicted model, not a curated record. NCBI's taxonomy places the organism in Eukaryota, Metazoa, Arthropoda, Insecta, Diptera, Culicidae. The coding region runs from base 1658 to 4153 and encodes 831 amino acids. The transcript is spliced from 13 exons. Gene Ontology annotation, molecular function: protein-containing complex binding; intracellularly cAMP-activated cation channel activity; intracellularly cGMP-activated cation channel activity. Gene Ontology annotation, cellular component: plasma membrane; intracellular cyclic nucleotide activated cation channel complex. Gene Ontology annotation, biological process: monoatomic cation transmembrane transport.